Trichomonas vaginalis G3 is the source of this 300-nucleotide messenger RNA. Its product is annotated as dynein intermediate chain binding. Bases 1 to 300 code for a protein of 99 amino acids. Lineage: Eukaryota; Parabasalia; Trichomonadida; Trichomonadidae. Gene Ontology annotation, molecular function: dynein intermediate chain binding. The record is from RefSeq and is a predicted model, not a curated record. The transcript has a single exon. Gene Ontology annotation, cellular component: cytoplasmic dynein complex; cytoplasm. Gene Ontology annotation, biological process: microtubule-based movement.
AUGAGUAGCGAAAUUGACGGUAUCCUCAAGAAUCUUGCUACAAUUCCAGGAGUCACAGGAUGGAUGGUUCUUAAAAUGAACGGUCUCCCAUACAAAACUUCCUUGAGAGAAGCCGAAUCCGUUCAUUAUGCUGGCCUUGUCAGUGAAUUCGUCAAAAAGGCUAAGACAACACUUGAGAACAGCCUUCUUCCAGGAGCUAUCAGCCAAAUUCGCGUUAGAUCUCACAAGAACGAAAUUAUUAUCGUUCCAGAUAACGACUUCAUUUUAGUUGCAAUUCAAGAUGCCGCAAUACCUGCUUAA